GGAAGCACAACAGAAGCCAUCCGUCUGGCAUCCGCAUCCAUGUUUUUUCGCGGAUCAGUUGCCUGGCAACCUGUGGCUCAGAACUUUUGCCAAUUGAAAAAAAAAAUUGUACAGGAAGUUCCACCUGCCAGAUUUCAAACUGUGGAGAUUUCUGGACACAUGCCAGAGAGAGUUGGUGCAUUUUGCCAGGGAAAGCUUGAUUUUUGACUCCCAAAAUGCCAAAGUGGGAUGUUGAAAGGCUAAUAACCUUGGUGCAGGAAAGGCCCGAGCUGUGGGACACACGCACCAAUGUGUAUCUGGAUCGGGUGAAGGAGGAGGUUGCCUCAGAGAAAGUGGCACGGCUUAUGAGGUGUGCAGAAUGGGAAAAAGCCGACGCCAGGGGUCGUGCAGAAUUAGUUAAAAAAACUAAGACCCGCUGGAACAGUUGCCGCGACCAAUUCCGGCGUGAGUGCAACAAAAGGGGCUGGAGUGGUGAGGGCUCAUCACGAAAAAGGGCAUACAUCUAUUCCUCCCAGCUUCAAUUUCUGAGGCCGGUGAUGGACUUGAGGCCUACUGUGGACAACCUGGAAGAACCCGAGGACUCGGAUGUUGGUGGAGAGGAAACUGCUCCUGUUUUUUCGCCAGAGCCAAGUCCCACACCAACACCAGCUGAAGAGUCCACUCAACCAGCUAUGGCAACAACAGUCGUGACAGAAGGGAGUCCUCAGACAUCCCCACAGCGCCGGCCAAGGACAAGGAGGAGUGCCCGCCAGCAAACCUCUGGGCUAGUAACUCUGGAAAUUAUUGAUGCCCGGGUCAUUGAGUUUCUAGCCCAGAGGAGGAGUUAGGGCCAGGAGGAAGCCUUGCUAAGGGGUCUCGCCCACUUAUUGUGUGGUGUUCCCAGAGAAAGGCACAAUUUAUGUGUAGCCGGGGUGGCUAUAGUUUUUGCGCUUUUCUCACAGGAAAAUGCUGGCGAUGUUCUUACGCAAUUGAAUAAUUUACGGGUACAAAACAUGCCCCAACAAACACACCAUGUCACCAGCCACCACCCACAACCACCCCAUGGCCUACCUACUUAUGGGCCGAAUCCUUUCCGCUGGCCAACAGUUUCAAAUCUGCCAGCAGUAGA
This is a messenger RNA of Bufo gargarizans (Asiatic toad), 1108 nucleotides long. RefSeq lists its product as uncharacterized. The transcript is spliced from 3 exons. The record is from RefSeq and is a predicted model, not a curated record. NCBI's taxonomy places the organism in Eukaryota, Metazoa, Chordata, Amphibia, Anura, Bufonidae. Bases 216 to 827 code for a protein of 203 amino acids. Gene Ontology annotation, biological process: regulation of transcription by RNA polymerase II. Gene Ontology annotation, cellular component: nucleus; transcription regulator complex.